This is a messenger RNA of Helianthus annuus (common sunflower), 1114 nucleotides long. Its product is annotated as MATH domain and coiled-coil domain-containing protein At3g58220. The record is from RefSeq and is a predicted model, not a curated record. Gene Ontology annotation, molecular function: protein binding. The transcript is spliced from 6 exons. The coding region runs from base 50 to 979 and encodes 309 amino acids. Lineage: Eukaryota; Viridiplantae; Streptophyta; Magnoliopsida; Asterales; Asteraceae.
GUGAAAGAACAUCACAAGUUGAUUUCAGAACGGAGAUUUCUCAGCAAACAUGUUCAUAUCAUAUAGAAAACAUGAACCAGCACACUAUAUGCUCAAGAUUGAGUCGUUUUCCAUUCUUUCUGAAGCUGAAACGUGGAAGAUUGAGUCUGAUGUUUUUGAAGCCAGCGGUCAUAAAUGGAGACUAGAUUUAUACCCGAACGGAAAUGACCCGAAUGGAAAUGAUGAGGAAAAUGAGGGUAGCUACAUUUCUUUAUAUGUGGUGAUAUGUGACACAGAGGGUUACUCAAAUGGGUGGGAAGUCUGUGUUGAUGUAUGCUUUUUUGUUUAUGAUCACUUACAUGACAACUAUGCAACCUUUCAAGAUGCGAAUGGGCAUAGGACAAGGUUCCAUGAGAAUAAGACGACAUGGGGUUUUGACAAACUAAUAUCAUUGGAGUCUUUUAUGGAGGGUAAAAGCGGGUACCUUUUCAAAGAUUCGUGUGUGUUUGGAGCUGAGGUUUUUGUAGUUCCAGAGUUUACACAAUUAGAUCGGUGCCUAACGAUGACAAAGCCUCCAACAACUAUGAAUACUUACACUUGGAAAAUAAAUACAUUUUCAAGCGUAACAGAGGACGUUUUGUAUUCAGAUGUCUUCAAAGUUGGCAAAGUCAAGUGGAAAUUAAUACUCUAUCCCGAGGGAAACAUAUUAUGUAAAGGUACACAUUUGUCACUAUAUUUAGGUGUACAUGAUGCUGCUUCUUUAACUGAUGGUUGGAAAGUUUAUGCAAAAUUCAAGUUGCGGCUUUUGUCAUUGGAUAUCGAAGACGAUAUAGAGAUAGAAACUGAUGCCUGGUUCUGCAACUCCGUUAACGACUGGGGUUUUCACGGUUUUAUCCCACUGUGUCAACUUUAUGAUUCAGAAAAUGACUUCUUGAUGAAUGAUAAUCUUACAGUUGAAGUUGAGAUUGAAGUGAUGGGGACACUCAGAUAUUUCCUUUGAAAGAAUGUUGCUGUUGGUAUGCUUUGCUAGCUAUUUAAAGUUGAUGUGUGGAUUCGUACGUUACAUGUUACAAUAUACUUUGCAUUAUUGUGAUUGAUUUAAUUUAUUGUAUGAAAAUUGCAUAUUUAAAAUUAA